GGUCGGCACUGAAUGUUUAAUACUUAACAUCAAAAAAUAUACAGUGUUAGCUUACACGUCACUUGUAUUAUUAUCAGGAAAAAACUCAAAAUGACGGCGGCAAUGCGAUACGUUUUUAUUGUUCUUUUCAUAUUUAAAGUUACGGGCAUUUGUCAAUGCGACUACGGCUCUAACGAAAUCGACGAACCUCAAACGACAGAUAGUCUUUUGCAAAGCCAUUGGGAUGAAGCAAUCGACAAUAGUAAUGCUGAAGAGAACGAAAUAAAAAAAGACUUCCAAGGAUGGCCUAUCAUUUGUACCGAAACGGAUCGCCCGGUUGUAUGCAAUUUCGUCAGAAUCAAAUAUUCGAGAUGGCCCAUGCUGGCAGCGGUGGAACGUAGAAAGAGGCAGGCGUCAGCUGUUGUGAGCGCCAUCACAGAGUUACCACCGGAAGCUACUUACGGACGCGGUUCAGAAGUCGAUUCCUUAACGUCUCCCAUUCCAGCGCCUCAGAUUCCAAGUAAUUCCCUUGGACGGGAAGACGGAGGUACCGGAAGCGUCGCCGUACCCGGCACAACGGAAGUGACGACCACUCAACCCGAGGCGGAAACCAUUGACCCGUCGCUGGGAGACGUUGGGGGAGACGGCGGUGACAACUGCAACUACGACAUAAUAUCGAUAAUAUUCAAGUGCGGCUUAAACUUGAUCACCAGCAUAUUCGGUCUGACGGACACGUGUUGCAAGGACGUUCUCUAAACUGAGUCACAUGUGCAAUGUUGUUAUACUAUUUUAAAUAAUAUCUCAUAUAAUAUAUAGCUCAUCUUUUUGUCAUUGCAAAUCCUGUAAGAUUCUGAAUACCGCUUGCAAUAUAUUUGUACUAAAUAAUCAUC
This is a messenger RNA of Adelges cooleyi (spruce gall adelgid), 869 nucleotides long. RefSeq lists its product as uncharacterized. The transcript has 3 exons. The coding region runs from base 91 to 735 and encodes 214 amino acids. The record is from RefSeq and is a predicted model, not a curated record. Lineage: Eukaryota; Metazoa; Arthropoda; Insecta; Hemiptera; Adelgidae.